Molecule: messenger RNA, 4535 nt
Organism: Sphaerodactylus townsendi
Lineage: Eukaryota; Metazoa; Chordata; Lepidosauria; Squamata; Sphaerodactylidae
Gene: ADRA2A
Product: adrenoceptor alpha 2A
Exons: 1
Coding region: 741-2108 (455 amino acids)
Biological process (GO): adenylate cyclase-activating adrenergic receptor signaling pathway
Cellular component (GO): membrane
Molecular function (GO): adrenergic receptor activity
Source: RefSeq, a predicted model, not a curated record
CUGGGCAGAGAGCCGGGGCAGCCGCGUCGGCGGAGCACUUGCGCGGCAGAGGCGGGGAAGCGCGCAGGGGGCCGUCCCCACGUGGCGCUGACGCUGCUGCUCGGCACCGCCGGCCCGAUUCGGGGCUAUAAAGCGAGCGGGCUCCGGCAAAACAGCGCUUGAGCGGGCGGGCAGCUGCAGGUGAGGACCGGCCGCGCUCCCGCGCCUCUUUGCCGGCUCCUGCCCCGGCCCGGCCGCCCCGCUCGCCCGCCAGGCUGAGCCCGCGCCUCUUGCCAAGCCCUGGUCCCGCCGUCCUGCCGGGAUCGCCCGCGGGAGGAGUCCCGCCCUGCUCUCGGAGAAGGUCCGGGGAACUUUGCUCUCCCGUCCCGGCGGCUUGGAAGGAAGGGCCUCUGGGAGAGCCGAAGUCGGGGCGAUGAGGAGGAGGAGGAGGCCGGGGCGCUGCUUCGCCUGGCCCAGAUAGUCUGGCUGGGCGGGGCGGACUCCACCUGCUCGUCGCUUGCUGAAGGCGAGACCCGGAGGGAGGAAAGGCUGGCCGCGCUCGCCUGCCUGCCUGCCUGCCUCUCGCGCCGCCGCUCUCCGGAGAAGGGGACGAUAGACGCUGGAGGCAGCUGCUUGGAUUAAGGCACUUCUGGACCACCGGACUGGCCAGGCGCUGAGCUCUUCCUCCUCCUCCUCCUCCUCCUUCUCGCAGGAGGCAUCAGGGCCACACCCGCCAAUUCGCUCCCGCAGCACUGGGGUUGAUGUUUAACCUACAGAGCCCGUUCACUGAGAGGGGGGGACUCUUCUCUUCCCUGGCACACCUGCGCCCUCAGCAGGAAGACAUCUACCUCCAGCACAUGGAUGGCAACGGGAGCCUCAACGGGAGUGACGUGGGGCACAUAGGGGGCCUUCCCUAUCCCUUACACAUCACCUUGGCCCUCAUCACCCUGGCUACUCUGCUCAUGCUCUUCACCAUCUUUGGCAACGUCUUGGUCAUCAUUGCCGUCUUCACGAGCCGGGCCCUCAAGGCCCCGCAGAACCUCUUCCUGGUCUCCUUGGCCUCUGCUGACAUCUUGGUCGCCACCCUGGUCAUCCCUUUUUCUCUGGCCAAUGAGGUGAUGGGCCAUUGGUACUUUGGGAAAGUGUGGUGCGAGAUCUACUUGGCCUUGGAUGUGCUCUUUUGCACUUCUUCCAUUGUACACCUCUGUGCCAUCAGCCUAGAUCGUUACUGGUCCAUCACUCAGGCCAUUGAAUACAACCUCAAGCGCACUCCACGCCGUAUCAAAAGCAUAAUUUUCCUUGUCUGGGUCAUUUCAGCUGUUAUCUCUUUCCCACCACUCAUCUCCAUCAUGAAGCAGGGCGAGCCUGACAGUUCGGUUCAUCAAGAAACAGACUCAAAGCAAGAGAACAAGACACCUACCUGCAUCAUCAACAAGGAAACAUGGUACAUCAUCUCUUCCAGCAUUGGUUCAUUUUUCGCUCCCUGCCUUAUUAUGAUCCUGGUUUAUGUCCGUAUCUAUCAGAUUGCAAAGAGGAGGACUCGUGUGCCUCCCAGCAAGAGAGGUGAGAAUACAGAGAGAAAGCAGAAUGGACUGGCAGAUAAGGAAGAUGUUCCUGCGAUGACCAAACUUAAUGGGAAGAAAGAAGCCAUGGCGGGAGGAAGCCAGGAAAGGGAAGAAGUCAACGGCCUUGACAUGGAUGACACAUCAUCCUCAGAACACAAUGAGGACCAUCAGUCCAGGAAGCAGGAGAAGGCACAGAGAGGAAAGGGCAAAACCAAGCUCAGCCAGAUUAAGCCAGGGGACAACUUGCCUGUGACAGUGGAGGAGGAGAGAAAUGCCAAAGCUUCCCGAUGGAGGGGCAGGCAGAACCGAGAGAAACGCUUCACCUUUGUAUUGGCAGUAGUGAUUGGGGUGUUUGUGGUUUGCUGGUUCCCUUUCUUCUUCACCUAUACUUUGACUGCUGUUUGUAAGAGCUGCUAUGUGCCUGACACCCUCUUCAAAUUCUUCUUCUGGUUUGGUUAUUGUAACAGUUCCCUGAACCCUGUCAUCUACACUAUCUUCAACCAUGACUUCAGGAGGGCCUUCAAAAAGAUUCUCUGCAAAGUAGACAGAAAACGGAUUGUAUGAAAACCCAGGUUAAUUUGCAAGGGUGAUUUCCCCCCCUUCCAGAGUGCUUCUGCUCUGACUGAUUCUGGAUGGUGUCUUAGCUGAUUUCUGAGCUCAGACUCUUCAAAGACUUCAGGUGAGAUGAAGUGAUUAAAACAGUAGCAUACAGCUUCGGAUGAAAUGGAAUGUUUCUGCUCAGUUGAUGGAGUUGGAGACUGUAGCCAUUAUUUCUGGACACUUGUAAGUUUGAUUUGUUACAAAACUGAAGUGAACAGGGUGGGGUGGGGUGAGGGAAGCAACAAAGCUGAAAGGAAAUCCUACAUUUGAGAAGCACUUUCUGUUUUUGUUUUCUUUGUACAAAUGUAAUUAACAUUUAAGUCCUUGUAAAGCAACAGUAUUGCAUCUUGGGGAAUCUGUACAUCUUUAAUUUUGGUAGGAGAAAUCAGCUUUGAAGCUUCUUUAAAUAUUUCUUGAGAACUUGAAGUGUUGAUAAAAAAAGAAUGGACCACUGGAGCCAUCUCAUCAAUUGAAAAAGAUGAUAGUAUUAAAGUACCAAGCUUUCCAAUAUGCUGUUGGAUUUGGGGCUCAAAAGCAAAACAAAACUGGUAGCACACACUUGAAACAGCCAGUGUUGUAUGGCCAGUGUUGUAUUCUGUCCCCCAUGUGCAGCUUAUUUUUAUUUUAUUUUGUGUUGUCUCUUUAUGCAGUAUUUGAUAAAAAACCUGUACCUCUUAUUUUUCCUAUUCAAGAAAAACAAACACAUAUUAAAAGUUUCACACUUGACGCAGAAUCUGACAAAAGAUUAAACUCAUUUUAACUUUUGGUGCUCAAGAGCAAUCAGGUACUCCAAGGGUUUAGACGAAGUCCCCCUCCCACUGUAUCAUGCAAUGAUGUAUGUUCAAUGCUAAUUUAUUUUCCUAGCCUGUUAAUGUAAAUAGAUAAUCUGGCAGAUGCAACCCUUUGUCUUUCUGUUUACAGUGUUAUUGGACCUGCAUUGAUUUUGAACAUUUUCAUUUAUGCUUGGUGUCCUGUACAAAAAACCUUUCAUGCACAUGGGUGCUUUGGUCUUUUCAAUAAUCCAUAGAAAUGAAGUUUUUCAUUCUUCCAGAUCUGGUAUAAUUUGGUUUGUCCCAGAGCGAAUAUUGUAUACACGCACAUUUAUAUAAGAGGAAGGAAAUUAAUGGAGUAAUACCAGAGUUAUACUGUUUAUACUAUGUAAGAAUUCAUUUAGGCACUGGAAAGAAAGAGUUAAUAAUGUUGAGAAUUGUUGUCAUAAUUUUGUUUUCAGAAGCAUCUAUUUACAGAUAACUUAAUAUUAUUGUCCCAUAGGACAAACAUCCUGAUACUUAUAAAAGAGGAGGGCAGGAACUGCGUAGCAUGUUUUCAUUUUAAUUAUAACUGAGAUUAUCCUUAUUCGGAAGAUUUGUCCCUUUUCCUGGAAUGUCAGAAUUCUAUAGAAUACCACAGCUCUACUGUACACCAGAAGAGUAGACAACUAAUCUCAAUGGUGCCUCUUUGGUUCGGAAUUGUAAUUGGGCAGCUCUGUUUAAUCUAGCAAAACAGCCGUCACUGUCAUUCGAAUGAGAGAAGCUUUUCAGAAUCAGAAAUGCUCCUGGUAGAUGAUCUGAAAUUGUCUUGUAGUUAGAGAGCUCAGUAAAGCUGUCUACAUAUAACUUUAUAUAGCAGGUUCUUUAAAAAAAGAAAAUAAUAUUUUUUAACCAAUUUUCCAGUGAAGGGCACUAGCACAUAUGUGUUUAUGGAGCAACAGCAGUUUGACUGCUAAGCUAACCCCAUGCCACAAAAGGUGCCAUUAUAAUCAUAUUGCCAAUUAGCAGUGCUAAGGUAAGCGCUUAAGAUUAGGGUUCGAGAAAAGUGGUUGUCAAUAAAAUUCCCAUUUUAGAAUAACAAUAACAUUUUUUUGUUUUUAGGAUACAAUAAUAUUUUUCAAUAUUUUUCAAUAUUUUAACAAUAAAAAACCCCCAACAACCGCUUGCUUUCAAGACCUCAGGGUGGUCACCCAUUUUAUUACCUCAACAAACUGGUGAGGCAAGUUAAGCCUGAAAGGAUGAGUGGCCCACAGUCACCCAGUGAGUUUCAAGUGGGAAAUAAAUUUUCAAAUGAAGGUCCUCAUCCCAAAUUUGCAUGAUUUUUCCCAGUGACUCCAAAUAUAUCUCUAAUUUCUCAUACAGACAUUUGAAUGUUUACCAGUCAAAGAAAGAAAUUAGACAAUGUACUUAAAGCCUCAUUGUCAGGCACAAUUGUGCCUGGAUUGUGCCCACUUGAUGCAGUCAUUUAGAAGGGGGUAUGGCAGCUCCCAUUCGUACAUAUGGGACUUCACUCCUAGAGAUGCCCCAGAAUUACAGCUCAUCUCCAGACUAAGGAGAUCAGUUCCCCUGGGGAAAAAGGGUGUUUUAGAGCAGUGGAUCUCAACCUUCCUAAUACUGCAAC